This is a messenger RNA of Haliotis rufescens (red abalone), 1908 nucleotides long. RefSeq names its product COX assembly mitochondrial protein homolog. The coding region runs from base 32 to 424 and encodes 130 amino acids. The transcript is spliced from 4 exons. NCBI's taxonomy places the organism in Eukaryota, Metazoa, Mollusca, Gastropoda, Lepetellida, Haliotidae. Gene Ontology annotation, cellular component: mitochondrion. The record is from RefSeq and is a predicted model, not a curated record.
AGCGUUAUAAGCGACAAAACAAAAAUUCAACAUGGGGGCAAUGUUCUCAAACCCCCACAGGGAGACGGGUGUCCUGAGCGAGAAUAUGGGGGGAGGGCCAAUGGGACUUGGUGACCCUGAAGAUCAGUCACUGCGGAAAGCUGAGAGAGAAAUUGUCAUCCCCCAGAAGAUGAAGGCCAAGGCAAAGAAGGGGCAGUGUGCUGAACAAGUCAAAGAGUUUGGAAUCUGUGCCAAGGAAGCAGGUCUGCUGCUGCCGUUCAAAUGCAGAAAACAAGCCAAAGAAAUGCACAUCUGUCUGACAGCAGCAUAUGCAGAUCAGGCUUUCAUUGACGAGUGUACGGCGGAGUAUCUGAAGGAGAGGUCGGAGUACCGCCGAACUGGAGUCAAACAGAAGAUGAAGAAGUCAGAGGGAGUCAUGAUUUAAGCCAGUGAAUUGCAGAAUCAAAGUGAAUAUCUCAAACUUUGAAAGAAGAUAGAUAAACCUGAAGAAUGAAAUCAACCGUGGUCUGAUCAUUGUGUUUGGAAGUUCUGCAAACUUCUUGUUAGGGGAAAUUAAGAUUUCGCCCAGAGGACUUAUUUUUCAGGGUGUUUAUAAAUCUAAAGGGAGGUAGUGCUUCUUGCAUGGUGCUUCCUAUGGCUGUGUGUGAAGCCAGUGAUGCAGCAGUCCUAAUAGUGGUAACACCUUAAAGUAACACUGUCACCAUGACAUUAGAAGACUGGAUCCAGCACCCCCCUCCCCCUUUUGUUGACGCACGCUAAGCAUUAGAUCACUUGGUAGACAAGUUAUUACCAUAUUACAGAACUACAGGUAAAUCAUUACCAUAUUACAGAACUACAGGUAAAUCAUUACCGUAUUACAGAACUACAGGUAAAUCAUUACCGUAUUACAGAACUACAGGUAAAUCAUUACCGUAUUACAGAACUAGAGGUAAAUCAUUACCCAAUUACAGAACUACAGGUAAAUCAUUACCCAAUUACAGAACUACAGGUAAAUCAUUACCGUAUUACAGAACUACAGGUAAAUCAUUACCGUAUUACAGAACUACAGGUAAAUCAUUACCCAAUUACAGAACUACAGGUAAAUCAUUACCCAAUUACAGAACUACAGGUAAAUCAUUACCCAAUUACAGAACUACAGGUAAAUCAUUACCGUAUUACAGAACUACAGGCAAAUCAUUACCGUAUUACAGAACUACAGGUAAAUCAUUACCCAAUUACAGAACUACAGGUAAAUCAUUACCCAAUUACAGAACUACAGGUAAAUCAUUACCGUAUUACAGAACUACAGGUACAUCAUGACCGUAUUACAGAACUACAGGUAAAUCCUGACCAUAUUACAAACCUACAGGUAAAUCAUUGCUGAUAUAUAAAUCUUUGAACAUAACAGGACAACCAGACACCUUUUUGUGAGCUAUUGGCAUUCAUUUUGCAUCACUACCCUGUUUUUUGUUAGCAUGGCAAGCAUGAAAUAUUCACAAAUGGUAGAAGCGGCUCUUGACAAUGAAUUCUUAUAAGAGAAUCUGUGUAAAUAGACCAAAUUAUCAUGUAUACAAGUUGUGGAGAAUGAAUGUGUGAGUAAGAAAAUUAAGACUGUUACCAUGGUUACUGUUGUAUCCCUAAUUCUAAUAUAAAGCGCUUUUCUAUCAGUUUUGCUGAUAGUGAGCUAAGUGAUAGAGAGAGUGAGCUAUGUUGCAGUGCACUUAGAUGAGAAUGUAUCUUGAAAAGAGAUGUGUUGGUGGUACAGCACUAGGGUCAUGAUGUGGAGUGGGUCUGAUGCUGCGACUAUCGUUCAACAGAUGGGAAGGGUUUGUUUUGUAAGAGCAUUUAUAAGUGAUUUGUAAUUGUGACUGUGUUGCAAAUGUAUUAUGAUAAGAGAAUGUUUAUUUGAAAUAAAAUAUCAAGGAAAUC